Messenger RNA from Mangifera indica (mango), 1109 nucleotides. Its product is annotated as vesicle transport v-SNARE 13-like. NCBI's taxonomy places the organism in Eukaryota, Viridiplantae, Streptophyta, Magnoliopsida, Sapindales, Anacardiaceae. The coding region runs from base 243 to 905 and encodes 220 amino acids. Gene Ontology annotation, cellular component: SNARE complex; endoplasmic reticulum membrane; late endosome membrane. The record is from RefSeq and is a predicted model, not a curated record. Gene Ontology annotation, molecular function: SNAP receptor activity; SNARE binding. Gene Ontology annotation, biological process: intracellular protein transport; vesicle-mediated transport; vesicle fusion. The transcript is spliced from 5 exons.
AUUGUCGUUUCGAUCUUUCAGAUGCUAAACAGCCUCCUGCUCCAUAACCGUGCAAUCACAAAACGGAAAGAAGAAUACUUUCAAUUCCUCGGCGAUCUCAGCGAACUUCGGCUUAUCCGAAACAUUCAGGUUCCGGAAUCUGAGGAGAAUCGCGAUCUAUUUGUAACUGCGUAUCGGAAUUGAGAUUGUAAUUAUUUUAGUUUAUUGAUCGAUCAGUGAGCAGCUUAUUCGAUUGAGAGACGAUGAGUGAGGUAUUCGAAGGAUACGAGCGCCAGUACUGCGAGAUUUCGGCGAAUCUUUCGAAGAAGUGCACUGCAGCUGCCUCUCUUCAAGGAGAGCAGAAGAAGCAAAAGGUUUCUGAAAUAAAACGUGGAGUUGAGGAAGCCGAAUCGUUGAUUCGGAAAUUGGACAUCGAAGCGAGAAGCUUACCGCCAAAUGUUAAGGCUGUGCUUCUUGCUAAGUUGAGAGAGUAUAAGUCAGAUUUAAACAAUCUGAAAACUGAACUUAAGAGACUUGUAUCUGGAAAUUUGAAUGCUGCUGCUCGUGAUGAGUUGUUGGAAUCGGGAAUGGCAGAUGCAAUGACGGCCUCAGCUGAUCAAAGAUCAAGAUUGAUGUCGGCAACAGAGAGAUUAUAUAAGUCUAGUGAUAGAGUCAAGGAAAGUAGAAAAACCAUGCUGGAAACCGAGGAGCUUGGUGUUUCAAUUCUUGAAGAUUUGAGUUCACAGAGGCAAGUGCUUUUACAUGCCCACAACACGCUACAUGGAGUGGAUGAUAACAUAGGCAAAAGUAAGAGAAUUUUGACAGCCAUGUCAAGGAGAAUGAGCAGGAACAAAUGGAUUAUCGGCAUCAUUGUUGCAGUUCUUGUGGUGGUGAUCAUCUUGAUAUUGUACUUCAAACUCAAAUAGCCUAGAUGAGCUCUCAAUGGAUUGUCGCUGCUUUACCAGCAAUGAUUUUUUUUUUUCCCUUUUCAUUUUAUUUUAUUUUGUUACAUUAAAAUCCCAUGUAUUGUUCUUGGUUCUUUUUGUGUGUGUGCUGAAAUGAAGUCAAUUAUUUUCAGACUUUUUUGUUUCCUUUAAUUAUAUGGAGCGAGUAAGAGUUUACCUUUGUUA